Molecule: messenger RNA, 399 nt
Organism: Opisthorchis viverrini
Lineage: Eukaryota; Metazoa; Platyhelminthes; Trematoda; Opisthorchiida; Opisthorchiidae
Exons: 2
Coding region: 1-399 (132 amino acids)
Source: RefSeq, a predicted model, not a curated record
AUGAGGCGAACACUGGACGGUUUUCAAAACCCCGGUGUUCAAAUUGUUGCUGGCGAGAGCCUUGUCGAUCUGGAGUACACAGAUCACAUCGCCCUUAUCUUUGAAGACCAUAGCGGAGCUCAAGCCCUGUUGAAUAAACUGACCACUAUCAUACCAUCUUUUGGCAUGCACCUUGCACCUUCGAAGUGCAAAGUCGUGCUUCAGAACGGUAGGUCGCGGAGGAGUAUGAAGGAGAUCACGAAACGCUUGGGUGCUGUCGGUGCUACUCGCCUUCCAGGAUGGGGACCGCGUGAUCCUCACUGUGCCUGGUUGGUGCGUUGGUUGAGACGUGUUACGUAUACCGAACCAUCGUUUGCCGAAGAGAGUACUGUUUUUCAUGCCCGAUUCGGAGUGGCGUAA